Messenger RNA from Tetrahymena thermophila SB210, 1149 nucleotides. RefSeq names its product pectinacetylesterase family protein. The transcript has 2 exons. The record is from RefSeq and is a predicted model, not a curated record. NCBI's taxonomy places the organism in Eukaryota, Ciliophora, Oligohymenophorea, Hymenostomatida, Tetrahymenidae. Gene Ontology annotation, molecular function: hydrolase activity.
AUGAAGAGUCUGCUCUUAAUAACUCUAUUGGUUGUUCUUUGUUUCUCUUAGAAAACCCCUAUUCCUUUCACAAUCAUUGAUACUCCUGAAAAUGCCAGAUGCUUAGAUGGUAGCAAGCCUGGUAUUUAUUAUCGUCCUGGAGAAAGCAAAAGAAAUACUCUUAUCUAUUUGGAAGGUGUUGGAAACUGUGCUGGUCCUACUGUAGAUUCCAUUCUCGAAAACUGUUAUUAGAGAUCUUUUACUUAUAUUGGUUCAUCCAAGUACAGAUAACCUUACUUGAACUCCUCUAUGGUAUAGGGAAUUUUCAGGGAAGACGAUAAAACAUUUGGAAGAUGGAAUCUUCUUAUUAUCCCUACUUGUGAAGGUGCCACUUAUGCUGGUGAUAUGUCUGUAUAAUAUAAGAAUACCACUUUACAUUUUAGAGGUUAAAGAAUGCUUUAACAUAUAUUUGACUAUAUGGUUAAGGAACAUAAAUUAGACAAAAAUCAUAAUGUAAUUUUAACAGGUGGUUCAGCUGGUGCUUUGGGUGCAUUUUAAUAUGCAAACUAUCUUUAAAAAUUGCUCCCAUACACUGAUGUUAGAAUCGCUCCUGAUUCUGGAUUCUUUUUAGAUAGCCCUUAACCUUUCCAAUAAAUUCUUGAAGUUUUCGGUAACUUUAUUAAGAAUGACCACUACUAAACUAUUUUCCCUGAAUGCACAUACCAAACUAAUGGUACUGAAUUCUAUAAAUGUAUUCUUCCUAAAUACUCCUGGGAGUUCAUACAAACUGAUGCUUUUAUUAUUGGAUCUUUAUAUGACAAUUGGGCUUUGCAAUAUAUUUACUAAAUUCCAUGCUAUAAUCAUUUCGAUUAAUGUGAUCCUGCCACUCUUUAAUUUGUUAUGUCUUAUGGUGAGACUUACAGAACUCUUUUAGGAAAUAUUUUGGCCCAAAGACCUAACUGGGGAAGUUGGUUAGUUAGCUGUGGCUUCCAUGGCUUUAUCCAUACUGAUUGGUACGAAGAUAAGGACUUCGCUAUUCCCUCUGGCUCUAAGCAUACAUGCUAAAAAUCACUUGAUUAAUGGGUACAUUACAGAUUUUUAACAUAAAAAUAACGUAUCGAAUAAGUCCCCUAUCCUGAAAAUGAAAACUGUGCACAUUUAUAUAAAUGA